AUGCCGGACCUAAGAGCAUUUCCUUCAUUGACAAAAUUGGCCCUUUCGAACAAUAACUUUACCGGUUCCAUACCCGUAACUAUUGGCCAUCUCUCCAAGCUUCAAGAUCUAGACCUGUCAUCAAAAUUCUUUCAAAGGUAUAUAGAUCUUAGCUACAAUCAAUUCCGAGGUCCUACACCAUUAUUUCCUGUCAAUGCUUCGCAUAUUCUGUUCAAUGGAAAUAUGUUCUCGGGUUCAAUUUCAUCUCUUUGCAAAGCUCCCCAUGAUUAUCUCGAAUACUUUGACCUAUCAAAUAAUCAGUUGACAGGAGAGGUUCCCAACUGUAGGGACAAAAUUCCAAGCUUGAGAUACCUCAAUUUAGCUAACAAUGGUUUUUUGAGUGAAAUUCCUUCCUCUUUCGGCAACUUAAAAGAAUUACUUGGACUCUUGUUGCAUAGUAAUGGCUUUUCUGGUUUGUUUCCUUACAAUUUGAGACAAUGCCAAGAAUUGAGAAUCAUUGAUAUUGGAAGAAACAAGCUAACAGGAGAGAUACCAUCUUGGAUUGGCAAGGUGUAUCAGAUGCAAUUUCUAAACUUUCGUGGAAAUAAAUUGCAUGGCAGUAUUCCUCCCGAGAUAUGCAAUCUUACUAAUAUUCAAGUUCUGGAUUUAUCAAUAAAUAAUCUGUCUUCGAUAAUAUCUGAUUGCUUCGACAAUUUCACUCUCUUGGCAAGUGAGAGUAUCAGUGACACAUAUGCUUAUGUAGUUACUAUUGGUACACGGUUUGGAGGCUACGAAACAUGGGAGUAUGCAUAUUCAUCAUUUCAAUGGAAAGGUAAGGAAUCAGAAUACAGGAAAUCUCGGGCUUCUCAAACUCAUUGA
Molecule: messenger RNA, 858 nt
Organism: Salvia hispanica
Lineage: Eukaryota; Viridiplantae; Streptophyta; Magnoliopsida; Lamiales; Lamiaceae
Source: RefSeq, a predicted model, not a curated record